AUGACUACCACCGAGAACGUUUCUUUCCUCUCCCGCGGCUUCAAACUUGCUGCUCAUCUCUACCAUCCCGCGCCCAACGCUCCCAAUCGCUCCGGCGCAGCCGUUGUUAUCGCCCAUCCCUGGACUUCAAUCAAAGAACAAUCUUCUGCAAACUACGCCCGCGCCCUGUCACAAGCUGGAUUUGCCUGCCUCGCCUAUGAUGCCGCCUACCAGGGCGAAUCCGACGGUGAACCACGCAGCCUUGAAGACCCCGCCCAGCGCGUCGAGGACAUCAAGAGCGCCGUGACAUACUUGCGCAGCCGAAGUGACGUCAACAAAGAGCGCACCGGCGUGCUGGGCAUUUGCGCCUCAGGCGGUUAUGCCACCUUCGCCGCACAGACUGACCUACGCAUCAAGGCCGUGGCGACCGUCGUCGCCGUCUGUGUCGGCACCAUGGCGCGCCGCGGCUUCGACAAGGACUCGUCUAACAUGAAGAUCCUGCACGCGCAGCUUGAAGCCGCAGGCCGGGACCGCGACAGCGGCUUCACGGGCGAGAAGGUGCCGCUUGUGCACCUGCUGCCGGAGCGUAUCGAGGAUAUGCCUGCGGACUUCCCCGAGUCGUUCCGCGAUCUGGCGGGCUACUACCGCACCCCGCGUGCCAACCAUCCCCGUGCGACAAAUACGUGUGUAGCUCGAAGCUGGGACCUGAUGGGCAACUUUGAUGCGUUUGCGUAUAACUCGAUGAUCAGCCCCCGGCCGCUGCUGAUGAUCACGGGCACCAAAGCGGGGUCUAAGUGGUUCAGCGAGGACGGGAUCGAGAAGGCCAGCGAGCCCAAGGAGUUGAUGGUCAUCGAGGGUGUGACACAUGCCGAUCUGUAUGAUCACCUAGAUGUGUCCGGGCCGAAGGUGGUGGAUUUCUUUGGGAGGCAUCUAUAG
Messenger RNA from Aspergillus clavatus NRRL 1, 915 nucleotides. Its product is annotated as alpha/beta hydrolase. The coding region runs from base 1 to 915 and encodes 304 amino acids. The transcript has a single exon. The record is from RefSeq and is a predicted model, not a curated record. Gene Ontology annotation, molecular function: hydrolase activity. NCBI's taxonomy places the organism in Eukaryota, Fungi, Ascomycota, Eurotiomycetes, Eurotiales, Aspergillaceae.